Lepisosteus oculatus (spotted gar) is the source of this 1995-nucleotide messenger RNA. RefSeq names its product mid1-interacting protein 1-B. Gene Ontology annotation, biological process: regulation of lipid biosynthetic process. The record is from RefSeq and is a predicted model, not a curated record. Lineage: Eukaryota; Metazoa; Chordata; Actinopteri; Semionotiformes; Lepisosteidae. Gene Ontology annotation, cellular component: cytosol.
ACUGGGCUCAGUUACGCGAGUGCCUGUACCGCAUUGUCCGUGACUGAGUCCUGGGUCCUCCCUGAUGCUAUUUAGGCGUAUUGUAGCCUUGAUAAAGUUCUUUGAAAAAUAAAAAAAAAAAUAGCUGAAAUCUGUUCUGGGAUACUACACGGAGAACCCAAUGUAUCACACCCUGAAACACUGAACUGUCAUUGACUGGGAUCCGGCUGCAAGCUGCCAAAGGGUACCUGUUUCCCAGGGAGGAUAAGGGUUUUGUUUCUAGAGAAGAGACUGAAAUUACCGACAAGGCCAAGCCGGACAGCUGGAGCGCCAUCGCCUCGUUUCACGUCACCAUCACCAGCAGGCAAGCCCGACGCAGCUGUGGAAAAGGAAAUAUUAUCAAGUGGUGAUUUUUUUUUUUCCCCGUUGGAGGUGGGGGGGCUGACAGAACCAAGAGACAAACGAACUCCACCGUAACCCCCCAAAAUUCAACCCCACUAAAGGCGCGAUCCGAUUGGAGUAAAAUAAAAUAAAAGCCUAACAGCCGCAGCACAAAAUACCCUUCACUGAGUUGUCACAUAAAUAAAAAAAAAACCCUACUACAGCGCUGGUUUGAAUCCAAGCAGAUGAUUAAACAGCAUUAGCGGAGAGCACUUAAGCGCACAGAGGAAGAACAAAAGGCUAAGGCGCUUAUAAUCAUAGCUGAAGGGCGGCUGCGUGCGGUUCGCGUUGAAGCUGCCUUCCCUAUCGCCGGAUCAGCUCAUAUCCCACAGCGGCUGUCAAGAAGGGUGAAAAUAAGCGAAUUCCCGUCGAGAUGAUGCAGAUCGCAGAUUCCUACAAUCAGAAGCACUCGCUGUUCAAUGCCAUGAACCGGUUCAUCGGCGCGGUGAACAACAUGGACCAGACUGUGAUGGUGCCCAGCCUCCUGAGAGACGUGCCUCUGGAGUACGAGGAGAAGGACGAGGUGAACAACUCCCUCAGGACAGGCAGCCCCGGGGCGGCGGGCUAUUUCUCGGACCGGGACAUGUACAGCUACUACGUCCUCCUGAAGUCCAUCCGGAAUGAUAUCGAGUGGGGGGUCCUGCAGGGGGAGGAGAGGAAAAAGGACAAGCUGGGCGCCUCCGCGCUGGACCUCUCCAGGAUCGAGCCCGAGGAAGAGGAGGAGGACCUGCAGAAAAUGUUUCACUUCCACCUGAGCGGACUGCACACGGUUCUGUCCAAGCUGACGAGGAAAGCGAACACCCUCACCAACAGAUACAAGCAGGAGAUAGGCAUCGGGAGCUGGGGCCACUAGGCGCCUCAGCCGGCCACCUUUCUGUCUCGCUGGUGCUGCCUGUGAGCCGAACCCAGCAACUGGGUUUGACAAGACGGCGGAUGAAGUUCGGUCGAACGGAUCAGCAGAGCCCAAGGAAGAAAGGCAGAUUAGGGCUUUUUUCGGGGGGUGGUUUGGGUAACCUGUUUUUUUUUAAAGCUCCGGAAAGAAAAAUAAAGUUGACUUCUUAGGCGUGGGGUUGUUCUGUACUAGUUCGCUUGGUGGAAAGAUAGCAUCUUGUUUUAUGGCUGAUUGCACUACCGCUGUUACUGUUUCUGCUAAUGUAUUUCUUGAAAACGCGAACUGUCUGUAUAAAAAAAAAAGUUUAACAUUUUACGUUUGUUACGUUGUCUCAGAAUUUUAUUUAAGCGCCCAGACGCAAAAGUUAUUUUAUUGUGUUCCCGAUACGGGAAGGCAGUGCAAUGAAGACUAGUCGAAAGGCGCUCUGACGCACUUUGCGGGCUGUCGUAGCACAUGCUGUACCUAACUGAGCACAUGAGGCCUCAAAUGCAACGCCGAUGACUCGUAUGGGCCAGUGAUGUAUAAACUGUAUGGAAUCAACUGACUAUUCUAUGUAGCUGUAUGGAGUAAUGACGGAUUCCACGUGGUGUUGUAUGUUAAGACAAAAAUCUUUAUCGUUUUCUUUAUUAUUUUUUUACAUUCUGUAAAGAUAAUGUACAGAAAAUAAAGAUUUUUGAAUCUCA